Molecule: messenger RNA, 6025 nt
Organism: Mizuhopecten yessoensis (Yesso scallop)
Lineage: Eukaryota; Metazoa; Mollusca; Bivalvia; Pectinida; Pectinidae
Exons: 2
Coding region: 553-3093 (846 amino acids)
Source: RefSeq, a predicted model, not a curated record
UGCAGCGUGAUGAUUUCCGGAAUGAUGAGGGAGCGAAGCAGUGCUGUUGUCAAUUUUUCAAUAGAUGUGUUGUAUUUUAAGUCACGUUAAUUUUAUAGAUCUACAAACGAAAUUACAUACAAGUUAUAUUUGGUUCAGCCGCCAGAACAGACUCAAGAUCUAUGGUGCAAUAUUCCGCAGUGAGAUUACUCCGUAGAUGUGGACGUCAUUUCACGACUUUCAUGAGGAGACAGGCAUAUCUUUAGUGAAAUCAGGAAUGCCCAGAUGAUUGCAGUAAAAACAAACCUUCCCUGAAUUUCAUCUAGUCUGGUUUUAUUCAAUAAAGAGGCCUAAAGGAAGUAACCCAGUGGGUCAGUUUUGGAGCACAAACCCUAUAACAUAUAUCUAAAAGGACAUGGUGAACUAUAGUUAAAGCAGCCUCCAGUUGGAAGGCAGAGUGAUUAACCCAAGGUCAAGUGUUGUUCGGUGAAAGAGAAAUUCCACCAGGUAUAAAGAAACUUUACACAGUUUAGUCAAUUUACAACUUGUGUCGCAUUGUAGCAGAAAAGAAAAAUGUCUUUUUCUUCUGUCAAUAUUGGACAACUGUCAUCACCUGGCAAUAGUUUACCUGUAUCUCCUAGAAACAUGCCAAUGCUGUGUCCGAGAAAUGUGGAACAUCUUGCGUCUCCUAGCAACAGACAGUUGCCCACAUCCAAUAUGACCAUGCCUUUACUUUCUCCACAUAUCAAACAAUUACUUUCUCCCGAUGCAAUACAAUCGGUGUCAGCCGGAACCAACGUCGUGUCCUCAUUUAGCAGUAGACAACUUUUUCCUGAUAAAAGUGAGCAACUCUUCACCACCAACAGACAAAUGCCAUUUAACAACAGUGGACAAAUACUGUCACCAAACAGCAUAAAGCAGGCUGCUCGUUUUGGGGAUUGCCAAGAAUACAGUCAGGAACAGCUUGCACAUCUUUCUGAGGUGACAAGGGCCAGACAGCUUCCCAAUGUGGACCAGGCAUGUCAGGGACUACAGGUAGCUCCCAGGAAUCAAAACCUCAUACAAGGCACAAGGCCACCACCCUCUCACGGCUCACCACAAAAUGUGUGGGGUCCAGCAAUGAACGUAGCUCCAGAUCAUGGACACAUAACUACAACUUGCAUAAAUGGAAUUUACAGUCAAUCAGAAGCUUUGACGGCUCCUAUUCCACCAAGGGAGGCAACACAUGGGCACCAAAGUCAGUUUGUACACGGCACAGACUUUAGUCUGUAUUCUAAUCCAAAUAUUCUUCAAAACCAAAUGUUGAAUACGUCGGAGUCUAGUAGAUUUCAAGUGAUGUCUUCCGAGUUUCAAAACAAUGGUGCAAUGCUGGAGCAGAAUCGGGAAAAAAAUAGUGGACAAAACAACAACAAUGGUUUUCCAGUAUAUGAUCUGACAACUUCCCAACAAGGUCUCCCAAACAUGGGACCAGCAACAGAGGUUAAGAGUGUCAAGUGUACCAGUAGUAGCAGAUCUCCAGGGACUGUAAGUGAGUCUGAAGAUGUCAUUGUAACCAAGGUUACUGGGAUAAGAAACGGUCACGAAACUAAACAUGACCAAACUAGCACAAUCAAAUGUCCAAAACACCAAGAGGAUCAAGUUCCUGGUAAACUUCAGGGCAAGGUUUCUAGUAAUACCACACACUCUGGACCACUUGGUCAGCAGGUACAGUCAAAAUCACUUGGACAGGGUGUAAUGUCGGGAUCUCUUCUAUGUCAGCAAAAGUCAGGCUUGCAAAAAGAACACAAGGAUAAUUUAGAUGGCCCACAGUUGCCCAGUGCCGAACUACUACAAACAAUGAUGGCUAAUAAUUCACCGUCCAAAUUUGUUGUAAUGAAGAUGUGUGGCAGUGACAAGUAUGUUAUUCUGUCUCCGGAAAAAUCUUCUUCAUUCGAAAUGGUCUACAAACCAAUGGGUUCCAUGAAACUACCUCCAGGGAAAUACCGUUUACACACCAUGAAUGCAAGUGCUCUUUCUGCUUCUCCAGAUAAAGAACAGACAACAAAACAGAAACCUGAUGGAACUUCUCCCAGUAAAGUUGCACAAAAAGCAAAGAAAAAAUCUUCCAUCAAAAUUUCAAGUACAAAGGAAAACAAAGAAUGUAAAAAAGAAAAAAAGGCAAAGCAGCAACCAACUAAAGAGGCUGGGACAAAGAAGAACAAGGUUGAAAAGAAAAAGAACCCUCUUGAUAAAAAGCCUACAGCAAAGGAUAAAAAGCCUACAACACAAGGUAAAAAGUCUACAGAACAAGGUAAAAAGUCCAAAUCAAAACCCAAGAAGGCAAACGAUCCAAUCGAUCCAAAUUCAAAAGAAAAGAAAAAGAAAACAAAGUCACAACCUGUAGAGAAAAAGACAGAGAAAAAAAAGGAAGAGACCAAAUGUAGAAUUCUGACACCCUGUCAAAAGUUCUGUAGAACAGUUCUCAUUUCACACAAUAAAGCAGGCAGGAUAGUACACACAAUCAGUAAUCCAGCCAUUUUUUUCACUGGUGGUCAUUUCUUGGCCUCUCAGGACACAAUCGAGGUAGAGCACCCUGUGUUUCUGUUGAUCUCUGACAAUGAUAAAAUCCUUGCCAUCAUGUCAGAAGCAUUCAGCCCAGGACAGUAUCUUCUGUCCUCAAAACGGCGUGUCAUCUUCAAAGGUGACCGCAUCUCGUCGGAUCUUCAUGAUAAAGAUGAAAGAAAGCAACCACUUCAAUUAAAUUUGUUUAGAGCUGUUCUCUCCCCAUACAACUUUUCUGUCAGCAGUCCCAUGAAAGGUCAUGAAAUCAUACUGUUGAGCCAGUACCAGGAUGUGCCCUAUACCACAAACACAUCACCAAAAGAAGGGUCACGACUGCUGGAGGACCCAGAUUUAGGAGCAAGCUCUAGUCUGAUCAGUGAUGUAGUUGAUACUUGGAAUCAAUCAUAUGAUGUCACAACUCUGGCCCCCUGUACACACCCCUUGUAUGAAACCAUGAAGGAAAUGCUGAAGAACAAAAUUGACAACCAACCAAAGACUUGCAAGUACAAGCUAAGGGUCCAACUGUUUGACAGCAGAAGGAAGAAACGGCCGAAGAUUGUCGAUGAACUGUGAGUGUGACGGAGGACAAUGCCCUCUGUACUGCUUAACGGUUGACAAUGGCUUGACUCUCAGUCAGGUAACCGAGACGAAUGCCAUGUAUUCUACUGAACAGCAGACAAUGUGCCGAAAUUGUAAAACUGUGCUAAAAUUUCUAGUUUUAACUAAUUUAUAAACUGUAUUUGUUACCUAACUUGAAAGUGACAUUGUCGUUUCGGAAAUUUGUAGCACUAAAUUAAUACUCUGUGAUCUGUAUGAUUGGAAUUUGUUGUAACACGACUACAUUUGAGAAAGAUAACUAUGUAACUUGUACUGAAUGCAAAAGUCUAGCCAAGGAAGGGUAGAUCUCUUUUUAUAUUGAUUUAUACAGUUUUAGUUGGGAGAGGACUCCGAACUGUACAGUAUAGAAAUGUCCAGUUUAACUAGGACAGGAUCGAUCUUUUACAUUGCACUUGUAAAAUAACUGAAUUUGAAGAUAAAUUAUUUUAAUUAUAAAGAGAUGAACCAUUUUCAAUUGUGUAAUUUAAUAAGAACGUCACUUUUAGAUAAAUAUAUUUUUAAUAGCUUACCGAUGAGAAACUUGUCUUUCUUCAUUAUCUGACAUAAGAACAUCAAGAUAAUACUUAAAAGCUGCUAGGAGGAGAUAAUCUCUGGUAUUGUACACAAUAGGAAUGACAGGAGAAGUACUUCAAUAACUUACAGAUGAUACUUAGUCUUUUUUUUUUAUUGUACAAAAUAAAAAUUGCAAGAUAAAUACUUUGGUUAACAGAAGAUCUCUCUAUUGUACAGAAUAGAAAUUCUUUUGUUUUCAAAAUAAAUUACCGGUAGCUAUUUCAGUAGUUGGAUAGAACUCCAGAGCUAUAUUGUACAAAAUACAACGGUUAGCUAUGCAUUUAAAUUUUCAUCUGUAUGGUAUAUUAGACACAUUCGAUUAGUCUAGAGUGUAUCUGGAGUUCACGAUACUGAUAUUACUCAAGAUUUUUUUUACACCGUCGCACUCGGUACAUAAUGAUUAUAGUUUUAUAAUGACGAAAUUGAACAUAUUGCCAUCUCCAGUCUAACUCAUGAAAAUUGGAUGUACUUAGUAUACAACUUACAAGUCAGGACCCAACUCCCCGUCUAUCUGAUGAUGCUAAAGGGAAACGUUUGGCUGUGUUGCUUAGCUCCACAUUAUCUCUUACAUGUUUAUACCAAGUUUUACCUUAUUUACUAAUUGUUAUUGACGUUUCAUUAUUACAAUAUGUGAUUUAUAUUGAUUGUAUUACAACUGUUAUAUUUAAAAUAAUUGAUAUAGUAAAUGAUUAUUGUUACAUUGUUUCAAAAUAAAUCUGACCUGUUCUGGUGGUCCGUAGUUAUCCAUACAGACAAGUCUUAAGUUCAAAAUUUGUUUCAUGUUACAUAACAUUUAUUGUUAGAAUCCAUUCAUCAAAUAUUAAUGACAAUCAAACAAAAUAAUGAUACAUACACACAUAUACCAUUUGACUGGUAAUUUCAUUCACAAUCUUAUACUCUUCUCGGUCACAUCCUUAAUAGCACAACACAUACAAGUUAAUGAUGAAGUAUGUAUUUAAACAUAGAGUGAAAUGGUAUAUAUGUUAUAUUUACAUAUGAUAUGAAUUUCAGCCUUGCACAAACACCCACAGUCACAGAUCUAAACACAGGCUUUCUGUACCGUACAUGUGUACAUUUUAUCUGACAUGUCAACUUUUUAUGUAAAUCAACAGGACCAUACAUAUGUUAACGACAUGCCAACUCUACCAUACGUUUGACCUACCGGUAACAAUUUUUGUAAAUCACUUCUAUUUUGCAAGAUAUAAUUAUUUAUACCUUAUCCAUAAUAGUAAGGCUGACUGGAUCACAUUUGAUCAUAUGACAGGGAAAUAAAACAUAAUGUUUCCCUCUCAUGAAUUUUCACUGGUCAUGUUUUCUUGAUUCAGAACCUCUAGAAAAACUAACAAGAGGCACCGAAUCAGAAUCCUAAUUGACUGAAGUAGACGACAACAAUGACGCGUAUGUCAGAUCAUCAUUGCUGUUGUGUAUUGUUCCAUUUCAUAAUAAUAAAAUAUUUAUGACACUUAUGACAAUAAAUGAUUCCAAUGGCAAAAAUAUACCAUUCAAAAAUCUUGAAAAUGGUGAAAAGUGUUGAAAAUUACUCAUAUCCGUUAAAAUAAGUUUCACGAGCAGGUUUUAUUCCAUCUAAACAUUUAUUUUUCUAUAAAAAAACUGGAUUGGCCAAGACGGUAUAGAUUAAUAUUAAUAUGAAUAUGAAUAUGCACCAUAUUACCUACUCAUAUUUCAAAUUUAAGUACCCGAUAUAACAAGAGUUGCAUCCUUUUAUCAGCCUCAAUUUGUUUUGCGUCAUUUAAUUUCAAAAUGAUAGCCAAUCGAUACAAGGUUAGCAAUCCAUUAAAUAUACAUUAAUAACUUUAAUUUACAGAUUUAACGUUUUUGAAAAACAUUGGGAUAACAUGUACAUUGCUUAUAGUACUUUCUCGUAUGAUCAGGUAAUCCUACUUAUGGGCUCCAGAUCAGUCGUGCAAAGCUUUACUUAAAUUACUAUACAUAAAAAUCCAUUCCUUCCACUCUAUCAAAACACAAGCAAUUGAACUUUCAAAGUUUGUGAGGAUGGCCUGAGACCUUCACUACCACCUUAUGAUGUAGUAGUUAUAAAUAAAUUACCUGAAUCAUUUGAAGCAUCAGUGUACAUGCUACCAACUUAUUUAAAAGAGGGUGUAUGGAACAUUUACGAUUUUCUCAGAACAAAAGCUGGAACAGUAAUUUUGAGAUUUCCUCUGUCAAUAACAAAUGCUUCACUUUUGAGUGAUAGAGGCCCACAUGCACUUUUAAAAUAGGAAAGGCCUUUAUUAAUAUAGGCUAGGUUCUCGAAUGUUGCAAAGACAAUUUCAUAUUUAUUUCAAUAAUGGCUAGCUGGUGUAUUUCUUCAACG